GGAUUGGCGUCAAAGACACACUCAAUUGGGAUGGUGAUGAUGCUACGGCCUGCGGGCAGACUCCUGAAGCCAUUGGGCUUGCGCUUCCGAAGCUCGUAUGCUGCCAAGAAAGGAUUGGCACCGAAGAAUGAAUUGGCGCCGAAGAAGAAGCCAACGGCUCCGUGGCUGGGGCUGGCGGUGGGAUCUGCCUUGGGGACGUACGGCGGAUACGAAGUGUGGAAGACAUGGAGCGACGAGAAGAAUCCUGCGCAUGUGUACGAUCGACUUCCGGGGGGAAAGACGGCAGAGGAGGCAAAGAUGGCAUCGGAAGCGCAGAUGUUCCUGUUGCACCUCGUGUCGUACCGCGCCAUUUCUCGCGCGUGGGGUGCCGUGAACGACAUCGAAUUGCCCGUGUGGAUGCGCGAACCCAUCUACAACGCCUGGACACGCGCGUUUGAUUGCAAGUUGGACGAAAUGAAGUACCCGUUGGAGCAUUACAAGAACCUCGGGGAAUUCUUCUCUCGUCCUCUCAAGGACGGCAUCCGCCCCGUGAAUUGGGACCCUCGGUGUGUGUCGAGUCCCGUCGACGGCACCAUGGCAAGUUUUGGCGUGGUAGACUUUACCGAUGACAUUCCCGUGAUGGAGCAGAUCAAGGGCGUACGGUAUCGCAUGGACGACUUUCUUGGCGACGUGCCUGCGUUCUUUGACAAGCCGACUAAAGCAGGCAACAAGUUGUUUCACUGCGUGAUCUACUUGGCGCCGGGCGACUACCAUCGGAUACACUCACCGAUCGACUGGAGUAUGGGCGAGCGGCGCCACUUCCCCGGGGAUCUCUUCCCCGUCAACUCUCGCGCCGUGCAUUUCGUACCCAGUUUAUUCACGUGGAAUGAGCGAGUGGCGCUGUUGGGGCGCUGGAAGCACGGAUUCUUCUCCAUGUCGCUGGUUGGGGCGACGAAUGUUGGGUCCAUGACGCUGGACGUGGAGCCGGACUUUGCCACAAACAAGUGGGCGGAUUUUUACUUGACCAAGCCGUGGGGCACCUGCGACACGAAGAAGUACGAGCGCCAAGAACUGGUCACUCGUGGCGACCAAGUCGCUCAGUUUAAGGUAUAUUUGUCAACCCAUCAUAAUUGUAUGGGAUACAGUAUACGACGGUUGUAGCUCGGGUCGACCGUCGUGUUGGUGUUUGAAGCGCCCGACGAUUUUGAGUUUACGGCCAAGUCUGGUGACAAGGUGCGCUAUGGGGCGUCGAUUGGGCACUUUCAGCAGUCGAUGGACGGGGACGUGGCCGCGUCGACCUUCCCGAGCACGUCCGACAUGAUCCGACUGGCGAGCCAAGCCAACGACCAACAGACCAAGGCAUCGUACUUGUCUGAGAUCUCUCAGUCCAUCGGCCAAAUGUUCUUUGGGCGCGCCAAGUAGACACACAUGCGAAACGCACCCAAGUGUUGUACAUACCUCCACAGCAACCAACACAUGCGGGGACGGACGGUGGUAACGUUAGAUGCUUAACAGAAUAUGCAAGCAAGUCGUCGUCACAUGUUGAGUGGGCACGCUGAACGGUGUCUUGACGAGAGUAGGGUUGAAUGUACAUCACGUUAGGACAGAGAUGAAGCUUGACUGAGG
Aphanomyces astaci is the source of this 1605-nucleotide messenger RNA. Its product is annotated as phosphatidylserine decarboxylase, variant. NCBI's taxonomy places the organism in Eukaryota, Oomycota, Saprolegniomycetes, Saprolegniales, Verrucalvaceae. Gene Ontology annotation, biological process: phosphatidylethanolamine biosynthetic process. The transcript is spliced from 9 exons. The record is from RefSeq and is a predicted model, not a curated record. Bases 31 to 1140 code for a protein of 369 amino acids. Gene Ontology annotation, cellular component: mitochondrion. Gene Ontology annotation, molecular function: phosphatidylserine decarboxylase activity.